Molecule: messenger RNA, 697 nt
Organism: Dentiscutata heterogama
Lineage: Eukaryota; Fungi; Glomeromycota; Glomeromycetes; Diversisporales; Gigasporaceae
Source: the annotation of a GenBank genome assembly
AUGCUAAAAUUAUUCACGAAUGCUAUCAAAAAGAAAACUUCUCAGGACAUAUAUAUAUCCAAAGAUACAACAGAAAAUCCUAAACCUUCAAACAAUUACGUUCCUGAAGUAGAAAGUACGGGUUCUAACGUAACUAACGAAACUAAUAGCUACGAAAAAAACAAGACCAUACUUAACGAUCAUGAAACAACUGCAUUAACAGAAAAAGCAGGAGGUACAUCGGACUGUAAACGUUCAAUAUCAAUACGUAAAGAAAACUCUUAUUCUGGUAUUUUUCAACCUGAAUUACUUAGUCCACUCAAACCUUCGCGCCUUUAUGGUUCUCCCGAAUCAUUAUCUGGACUAUCUGAAUUUUUAAGCAGCAGUGUUUAUCAGAAUUCUUUAACUUAUCUUGUUGUGCGAAAAUCUUCCUCAAGAAGUGAUAUUGAAAUUCUUUAUCCAAUUGAUAAUGUUAAAGUAGACGAAACUAUAAAGCGAACUUCUCAGAAUUGCAAAGACAUUUAUGAAAACGAUCCAAUUUAUCAUUCUAUUUAUUCAAAACAUAUAAUAUCCUCUAAAACUUCUCUUUAUCAUAGUAUUUUAAAACAAGUUUAUAAUGAUUUCACUAUACUCGAUGCGAUGCAAGUUUCUCCAGCAGGUGAGCCAACUAUUACCAUAAAAAGCGAAUGUUUUAUCGGUGCAGAUACCGAACUUCGUC